UGGGUACUAGUUGAGCGGAAAUCAAGGCAACAAAGCUCUACCUCGAACUGAUGGAAAGCUCGCGUUCAAAUGUGCGCGAGAUCUAGAAUUUAAUGUCGAAGAUCGAUGAGACGCAGGGUAACAGAGCUGAUUCCGUAAACAGAACUAGUCAUCACUCAGUUGCCGCCUACAGAUUGACUAAAAAUUUCAUUAUUGCCAUUAUCAUCAUCAAUUAUUUUCAAAAAUAAAAAUGACGUGGUACCUAUUUCAUUCAAUAAAAGUUCAACGUUCACUGACAGCUGACAUGAAAUCAUUCUAAUUAUGAAGUGGUACUGAUAUUUGAUUAAUUAAUUUUUUUUUAUUUCAUUUUUUUUAAGCGUUUUUUUGCAACAUGGUGAUUUACGUGGCACGGUGAUAGUGUCUAUUUUUAAUUCUUCAUUCAAAUUAUUAAUUUUAUUGUAAAAAAAAGUUUUACGAGUAAUAAAUAAAUAAUUUACGAAAUGGUGAAUUGGAAUCGAUUUUUAAAUGUUGCCCGGUAUUGGAGCAUCUGAAAUAAAUAUUUAUGAUAAAGGAUUCAAAAGAGUGAAUUGGAUCGUUUGUAUUGAUGUUGAAGAGUUUGUUUUAAAAAUAGUUUAUAUUAUAAAUUAUAUUAAUAAUGAUAAUGAUAUUGAUGAUAUUUUAAACAGAUCUGAAGCGGUGGUAAUUAAGAAUAUUAAUUAUUUCAAUAAAUCAUGGCCAAAGAAAAUCAUUCGUACAGGUCGUUGCAAAUCACCUUCACUAGACUGAUUUAUUAUUAUUGUUAUUAUUAAUAUUAAUUAAAUUAAUGAAUAAUUAAUAUGAUUGUUAUUAACUUGAAUUGACUGUGGUAUCGAUAAACAAAAUAAAUGAACAAACAAUGCGUUAAAAAAUAACAAACAAUGCGUAACAAUGUGAAAUCUGAAGAACAACGCUGCCAGUGCGUGGACACGCGGAGGUGAAUCUUUGCUCGGUAUUAUCGCUGGGCAAGGAUCUCAGCAAGAUCGUGAUGCCAGUCACCUUCAAUGAGCCGCUUUCAUUUCUUCAACGAGUUGCUGAGUAUAUGGAGUACGCUAAGCUUCUUAAAUUAGCUGCUGCUGAAGAGACUCCGGUUAAAAGACUUCAAUACGUUGCUGCUUUUGCUGUGAGUGCACUUGCGUCUAAUUGGGAACGUCUUGGAAAACCUUUUAAUCCACUGCUCGGCGAAACUUAUGAACUAGAACGUCAAGAUUUCCGAAUUUUAUGUGAACAAGUAUCACACCAUCCACCGGUAUCGGCAUUUCAUGCCGACAGUGAAGAUUUUAUUUUUCAUGGCAGCAUACACCCGAAACUUAAAUUUUGGGGUAAAAAUAUAGAAGUUCAUCCAAAGGGUACUGUGACCGUUGAAUUGCCUAAAUGGAAGGAGGCUUACACUUGGCAGAAUGUCAACUGCAUAUUACACAAUGUACUUGUUGGACAAUUGUGGAUGGAGCAAUUGGGUGCAUUGGAGAUAAAGCAACACGGGGGUGCUAAUCUUAGAGCGACAUUGUCAUUCAAGAGCGCCGGGUCUAGUGGAAAAGAUUUGCAUCGCGUCGAGGGUUUUAUUACCGAUUCCGAGAAAAAACGUCUAAUUUUUUUGUAUGGAAAGUGGACAGAAAAAUUACUCGCAUGUGAACCGGGUUUGUACGACGAGACACUUGAAAGGAUAAAGCGUGAUGCCAAAAGUCCAAUAGGUAGUCCAGGUCAUAAAAAAGUACUUGCGAAGCUCAAUAGUUUGACAAUAGGCGCUUUCAAGCCGUCACAUCAAGACGCUAUUGACGAGUCAACCGACGGCGAAGACUGUCUUCCAGUAGAAGAAAUUCCCGGUUCUACAACAUUGUGGGAAGUUGCUCCCAGACCUGCCAACAGUGCAGACUAUUAUCAGUUUACACAAUUCGCCAUGGCUUUAAAUGAAAUGGACGCGAGUAUAAGUCAAAAGAUAUGUCCAACUGAUUCAAGAUUGAGGCCGGACAUCCGUAAACUCGAGAACGGCGACCAGGACGGUGCGGCUGCUGAAAAAAUAAGAUUAGAAGAAAAACAACGUGACAGCCGACGAUCUAAAAAGCACAAAAAAACUGUAGAAACUUUACCUCGAUGGUUCCAAUCAGGUGAGAACCCAUACACUGGAUUGGAAGAUUGGCUGUAUCGCGGCGGAUACUGGGACAGAAAUUUUUCAGACAUCGAAGAUAUUUUUUAGAUAUUUCCACACACGAUUCUAAAGAUGAUUAUUUGUCAAAUAAAUUCGCUUGUGUGUGACUUGUACCUUCAAACUGUCGUAUCAUUAGGAGACUUGUAUUCAAUUAGUUUAAAAAAAAAAAAGUUAUUACAUAAAUGUAUAUGUAUAUGUAUAUGUAUAUGUAUAUCUAUAUGUAGAAAGUAUAUUUCAAUGAAAUUAAAUUGUGUAAAUUUAUGUGAGAAGUGAUUUAAUUAAUUAAUUAAUUAAACUAAAUGUACAUUUUUAUGAAAUGAGUAAUUAUUGUUGCAGAGUACUCUAUUUAUGUUGAGUAAUGAGUAUUAAUAAACAAGUACGGGCGAUAAGAAAGAGUGAAGAGUAAAUGAUAAAUGAUAAUAAUAUAUAUUAUUUAUUAUGAUAAAUUAUAUUGGAUAUUUAAGUUAAGUCAUUGACUGUUUAUUGCGUGAUUUUGAUCACUGCGGUAUCACAAUCGUAGUGUCAUUAGAUUGAUAAUAUAUAUAUAAAUAUAUAUAUAUAUAUAUAUUCGUCCACACGCGAUGUAUAGUUGUGAUGCCUAUAUAUGAUACCUGACACUCAAAUAUAUGAUUAAUCUAAAAAUAAAAAAAAAUAUAUACAUAUAUAAAUAUAAUAUAUAUAUACAACAAUAAUUUUUUUCUUGUACACUUAAAGCGCUAUAUUUAGAUACGUAAAAAUGGUGUCUAUACGUAAAAAUUGUAUCUAAAAACAAACAAAGUAUUUAAAAAAUUAUAAAACUGAUGAAAAAAAAUAUAUUUAAAAAUUGUAUAUUUUAUUUAACGAUGAAUAUUUAAAACAAAAGUAUACAAUUAAAUAUUUGCAGUAAUGUGUGUGAUUAUUAUAAAAAUUAAUAGAUGCGAUGUUUAGUCUGAUGAAUUUUUUGACUAUUUAUACUAGACAGCUUCCAAAUAAAAAUUAAAAAAAAAAUGACAUUUAUUUCUUAUAAAAAACAAAUUUGUAUUCGAUGCUUAAUGUGCCAACCGACUGUUUAGAGUCAGAAUGCAAAAGAAAAAGAUUUUGUGAAUUUAAAGUUUAAGUUUAAAUAUUUAUUUGAAUUUUAAGCGCGAAAAUGUAGAGGUGAUUAUAUAGAAGUUUGUUUAUAACUUUGAAUUUGAUUUAUGAGAGGCGUAAAUGAUUAAUUUGAAUCGAUUUUGGAUAGCGGAAAAAAUGUAAAGUUUUUAUCGCUUUUCAAUGGAUUAUUUUUAGAACAAAGCUUGUUUAAUAAACGAGUAAAUUUAAAUAGAGCUAUUAUUUAAUAUAGUCUUUUUUUUUUAUUUAUCAAUUCACCAUUAGCUGGAGUAGAAAAAACUGAAUAAAUAUAAAAAAAAGCUUGACCCAGUUUAGAUAAAAAUUAGCCAUUGUGUGUUCCUGGGCUUCAUUACCAUUCUAAGCAAACUGGAAACUAAAAAUAAACAGUAGCAAUAUGUAGUAAUAAUGCAACAUUAGUUGAAAUAAAAAUGAAAAUAGUUGAUAAAUAAAUGUCCUGUAAUAGAAAAUAAAUCAACAAAAACAACAGCUUGUACAUCGCAAUAAAAAAUUAAUUCAUGCA
Molecule: messenger RNA, 3770 nt
Organism: Microplitis mediator
Lineage: Eukaryota; Metazoa; Arthropoda; Insecta; Hymenoptera; Braconidae
Product: oxysterol-binding protein-related protein 2
Exons: 6
Coding region: 1004-2209 (401 amino acids)
Cellular component (GO): cytosol; intracellular membrane-bounded organelle; membrane
Molecular function (GO): sterol binding
Source: RefSeq, a predicted model, not a curated record